Messenger RNA from Papaver somniferum (opium poppy), 4241 nucleotides. RefSeq lists its product as uncharacterized. The transcript is spliced from 19 exons. The record is from RefSeq and is a predicted model, not a curated record. Lineage: Eukaryota; Viridiplantae; Streptophyta; Magnoliopsida; Ranunculales; Papaveraceae. Bases 253 to 3900 code for a protein of 1215 amino acids.
CAUUACCAUGCAAGAAAGAGACGGAAUGUGAGAGGUAUCCAAAAACCAGAAGACGGUUUCUGGUUUCCGACAGCUUUCUCAUUUUGUCUCUGAGUAUCACUUUUUCCUCAGUCUGAAACUCUUACAAAAUAAUCACUCUUCUAAUUUUCUAGAUCUAAAAUAGAGAUACAGAAAAAUGUUUAUCUGAAUUCUACGAGUUGAAGAAGAAUUUUAGGGUUUUAGGAGAAGGAUAAAAAUAUUUGAUAAUUGAAGAUGGAAUCAAUUCUUGCUAGGGCAUUGGAGUAUACACUCAAAUACUGGUUGAAAUCUUUUUCAAGAGAUCAGUUCAAGUUACAAGGUCGAACCGUACAGCUCUCCAAUUUAGAUAUAAAUGGAGAAGCCUUACAUGCUAGUGCUGGAUUACCACCACCACUAACUGUUACAACUGCUAAAGUUGGAAAGUUAGAAAUUAAGCUUCCAUCUGUAAGUAAUGUUCAGUAUGAACCAAUUGUUGUUCAAAUAGAUAGACUCGAUUUGGUUCUUGAAGAAAAUUCCAGUUCCGAUGCUUCAUCUAGGAGUUCAACUAGUGCACAGUCUUCCUCUAGUUCGUCGAAGGGUAGUGGUUAUGGAUUUGCUGAUAAGAUUGCAGAUGGAAUGACUUUGGAAGUGCGAACUGUCAAUCUUCUGAUAGAAACCCGUGGUGGCGCUCAAAAACAAGGAGGUGCUGCAUGGGCUUCACCUCUAGCUUCAAUCACAAUUCAGAACCUUUUGUUAUAUACCACUAAUGAAAAUUGGGAGGUUGUUAGUCUUAAAGAAGCAAGAGACUUUUCCAACAAUAAGAAGUGCAUAUAUGUGUUCAAGAAACUGGAAUGGGCAUCAUUAUCGAUGGACCUCCUACCUCAUCCUGACAUGUUCACUGAUGCUAAUUUGACGUGCUCUAGCAAUGGAGGGAAUAAGCGUGAAGAUGAUGGUGCAAAACGAGUUUUCUUUGGAGGUGAAAGGUUUUUGGAAGGAAUAUCAGGACAGGCUUAUAUUACAGUGCAAAGGACAGAACUAAACAGUCCAUUAGGGCUUGAGGUUCAAUUGCAUUUCCCUGAAGCUGUUUGCCCUGCUCUAAGUGAACCAGGUCUGCGUGCUGUUUUGCGCUUCAUGACUGGAUUGUAUGUGUGCAUUAAUAGGGAUGUGGAUCCUAAUGCCCAACAGGCUACAGAAGCAGCGGGACGUUCUAUCGUAUCGAUUGUUGUAGACCAUAUAUUUCUCUGCAUUAAGGAUGCUGAUUUCCAGCUUGAGCUUUUGAUGCAGUCGUUAUUCUUUUCUCGGGCUAGUGUAUCUGAUGGUGGAAAUACUAAAAAUUUGUCCAAAAUUACAGUAGCUGGACUAUUUCUGAGGGACACAUUUUCGCAUCCUCCAUGCACCUUAAUACAGCCAUCAAUGCAAGCAGUUACAGAUGAUUCACUGCGUGUUCCUGAUUUUGGAAAGAAUUUUUGCUCGCCAAUCUAUCCCUUGGGCGACAUGCGGUGGCAAGUAAAUGAGGGUGUUCCAGUAAUAUGCCUCCAUUCUCUACAGAUGAAGCCCUCACCAGCCCCUCCAUCUUUUGCAUCACAGACAAUCAUUGAUUGUCAGCCUCUUACGAUUCAUCUUCAAGAAGAAUCUUGUUUGAGGAUCGCCUCCUUUCUAGCAGAUGGAAUUGUGGUCAAUCCUGGUGAUGUUUUACCAGAUUUCUCUGUAUACUCCCUUAUAUUCAGUCUCAAAGAGAUAGAUCUAACUGUUCCUUUGGAUGUUGGGAAGUUGGAUAACGAUGAUGCAUUGGGAAACAAUACUUUCCGGAGCUCCUUUGCUGGAGCAAGACUACAUGUCAAAGAUCUGUUCUUCUCGGAGUCAUCUGAAUUAAAACUUAGGUUAUUGAACUUGGACGAGGAUCCAGCUUGCUUCUGUCUCUGGGAGGAUCAACCUGUGGAUGCCAGCCAGCUAAAGUGGACAGCUCGAGCUUCUCAACUUAGUUUAUCUCUUGAGACUGCUACAGAAAAUCAAAUUUUUUCCGACACAUCGACGGGCUUAUGGAAAUGUGUUGAACUCCUAGAAGUCUGUGUGGAGGCAGCCAUGGUAACUGCAGAUGGUAGCCCUCUAGUAACUGUUCCCCCUCCAGGAGGUAUUGUCAGGAUAGGUGUUUCUUGCCUACAAUAUCUAUCCAACACAUCAGUGGAGCAACUGUUUUUUGUUCUUGACCUUUAUAGCUAUUUUGGUAAAGUCGCUGAAAAGAUAUCAAAAAUCGGAAAAGGUAACCGAGAUAAUGGAAGUAUAAAAAAGAGCCUUGGAGGAAAGCUUAUUGAGAAGUUUCCUAGCGACACAGCAGUUGUACUGGCAAUGCAAGACCUCCAGCUUAGAUUUCUAGAGUCUUCUUCCUCCAUUAAUAUCGAAGGGAUGCCUUUAGUUCUUUUCAAUGGAGAAGAUCUGUUUAUCAAAGUUUCUCACAGAACCCUAGGUGGUGCUAUUGCAGUGUCAUCUAACAUACGUUGGGAGAGUAUUCAGGUGGACUGUGUAGAUGGAGAUGGAAACCUGGUUCACAAGAACGGCAUAGUUGGAAUUCCUAGUGAAGAUGGUUUGCUGAUGACUGGAAAUGGGUACCCACACAUGAGAACCGUCUUUUGGAUUGAUAACACUGGCGGGAAUCUUCCUACAGGAGUCACAUCACCUAUUCCGUUUCUGGACAUCAGCAUGGUGCAGGUUAUCCCGUACAAUGCACAAGAUACUGAAUGCCAUAGUCUGAGUAUGUCUGCCAAGGUUGGAGGAGUACGUCUUGGAGGUGGGAUGAAUUAUACUGAAGCUCUUUUGCAUAGGUUUGGUAUACUUGGGCCUGAUGGUGGUCCUAGUGGAGGGCUAUCAAAAGGGUUGAAGUAUUUGUCUAAUGGUCCACUAUCAAAGCUCCUGAGAGCAUCACCGACUAUUGAGGAUGAAGAGCAAGAGAGUGGAAGUUCCGAGGACGAGGAAGGUGGUCCAAGCCUGGAGUUGGGAAUGCCAGAUGACAUAGAUGUGUCCGUCGAGCUGAAAAAUUGGUUAUUUGCUCUCGAGGGUGCUCAGGAGAGGGCAGAAAGGUGGUGGUUCCAUGAUGAGGAUAUCGGCAGAGAGGACAGAUGCUGGCACACGAUGUUUCGGAGUUUGCUUGUGAAGGCAAAAAGUCGUCCCAAGAAUGUCGAGAAUGGCUCCAUAAUAUCACCUCUAUCACAGAAAUAUCCCGUUGAAUUGGUUACGGUUGGUGUUGAGGGCUUGCAGGCUAUAAAACCACAAACCAGGAAAGAGAUCACUGUAGAUGGUAUCUCUUCGAGAGGAAAUAAAGGCACGGGGAAUUGUGGAGGGGUAAAUUUUGAAAUUCGCAUGUUGAGCUCAGAGAACACUGAAAGCACUGAGAUGCCCACCUGGGGGUUGGAAAACGUGAAAUUUUCUAUUAAACAACCGAUUGAGGCAGUCGCAACUAAGGAGGAACUGGAAUACCUUGUUGGUUUGUGCAAGUCUGAAGUAGAUUCAAUGGGUCGUAUUGCUGCGGGAAUGUUGCGACUACUUAAGCUGGACGGAUCCGUUGGUCAAGCAGCGAUAGACCAGCUCUCCAACCUUGGAAGUGAUGGUUUGGAGAAGAUUUUCAGCCCAGAAAAGCUAAGCAGGCGUAGUAGUACUUGUAGCAUGGGGUUUACACCAAUCACACCAACUUCAAACGCCAGUGAAAGCCAACAUCCCAGCCUGGAAUCUACAGUGGCCUUGCUUGAGUCAGCCGUUUCAGACUCUCAGUCAAAGUGCUUGGGACUCAUGUCUGAGCUAGAUAAUCCCGACAUCUUUAUUAAACAGCAACAUCUUACCGAUAUAAGACAGCUACAACAGAAGCUUGAGAGCAUGCAACUUCUGCUGUCACGAUUACGGACUCAAAUUUAAAAUUCCAUGCCGUCGUCCUCCCUCCAGCUGUGCAUGUAGUUGGUUGUAGGUUUGUUAUUUUCACCCAUUCUUUUCUGUAAAUAUAUAUAUACAAAAUACAAAUACAGGUGAGAAGAGUAUGUAAGAAACAGGCAGAAAUAAGAAGUGAUUUUGUUCCCUUAGAAAAUAAUUGUUCCUUCAGAGUCGUAUACUUAACUUUUUGUAGUAGCAUAGUCGGUUCCUUUUCUUGUCUGUAACACCUUACUGCUGAUCCUAUGGUGAAGGUUUCAGUACAAGGAUUCUGAAUAUAUGUUUAACAUGAAUGAUGUUAAUGUUGAACGACUUGAAUCAAGAAUAAGCAU